Drosophila mojavensis is the source of this 1990-nucleotide messenger RNA. RefSeq names its product homeobox protein abdominal-B (gene Abd-B). Gene Ontology annotation, molecular function: RNA polymerase II cis-regulatory region sequence-specific DNA binding; DNA-binding transcription factor activity, RNA polymerase II-specific. The transcript is spliced from 7 exons. Gene Ontology annotation, cellular component: nucleus. NCBI's taxonomy places the organism in Eukaryota, Metazoa, Arthropoda, Insecta, Diptera, Drosophilidae. The record is from RefSeq and is a predicted model, not a curated record. Gene Ontology annotation, biological process: regulation of transcription by RNA polymerase II.
CGCCGCAUAAAGUCGAAAUUAAAACCGCGGAGUGUUAGCCAUAAACCAGUUAAAUCAACCCAAUCGUAGCUCGAUAUAAUCAGCGUCAAUCCCAGUUCAGCCAUUUUCAAUAAUUUAAUUGUUCGACUCGUCCAUACAGAGCAUUAAAAACCGAUCAACCAAAUCGCCAAUAGUACCUAGCACUCGUCUCGUUUUUAAUACACAUAAAUAACAUACAUUAUACAUACAUAUAUUGAAAACUUACGCCUAUAAUUGAGUGGUUUGUGUGUGCUCAAGAACAAUCUCAGAUAAAAUGAAGAAGCUGCGUUGGAGAAGUGUAAGAGUCUGAGAAGGGAAAGCCCAGGCAGAAAAUAAGUAACUUAUAUGAAAUAAUAUGAAAUAAACCACAGAGUUCCCAGCAUACAGAUAAGAGCAGUUGAGGUCUAAAAUUUGAUUCGCAACUCUAGUAGUUAUUGCUGCACUCGCCCUUAAUCCGCCUGAGGAAAGAGCCUCAACAGGAGUCAUUUUCAGCAGUGGCCAACCAAACUCAUAUUGUUGCGCCGAUAGCGGCGAGUAUCUCCCCCUCCAGUGUCAGUUCCCAGCCACCAGACAUGUCCAUCUCAUUAGCACCAAUACAUAUACCCGCGAUCAGGCCUGGCUUUGAAACGGACGCAACGACGCCAGUUAAGCGGCACGCGCAUCCGUGGCCGUACGAGAAUGAGUUCAACCAGUACCAUGCCUCACCGUACUAUCUCGAUAGGGAUCGCAAGCCUAUGUUCUACGGCUACCCCGAGACCCAGUUUCAGCCUGCAUAUUGGCCCAACUAUCGCGAUCAGCCAACCUCCGCUGCAGCGGCAGCCUACAUGAGCGCCACCGACGAGCGCCAUGCUUCAGUUAGUGCGGCAGCAGCGGCGCGGCAGUCAGUGGAGGGCACCUCGCAGUCCAGCUACGAGACGCCCACCUACUCCUCACCUGGUGGGCUGCGCGCCUUUCCCGAAGCCUACUCGAGCACAGGCACCUCUGGUGGCCUCUCGGUAGGCGCUGUCGGGCCUUGUACGCCAACGAAUGCGAUGCAUGAGUGGACCGGACAAGUGUCGGUGCGAAAAAAGCGCAAGCCGUACUCAAAGUUCCAGACGCUGGAGCUGGAGAAGGAGUUUCUUUUCAAUGCGUACGUCUCGAAGCAGAAGCGCUGGGAGUUGGCGCGUAAUCUACAGCUGACGGAGCGUCAGGUGAAAAUCUGGUUUCAAAAUCGACGCAUGAAGAACAAGAAGAACUCGCAGCGACAGGCCACGCAGCAGAACAACAACAACAACUCCAGCAGCAACCACAAUCAUGCUCAGGCCGCACAGCAGCACCACAACAACCACCAUCUCAACCUGGGCCUGAGCAUGGGUCAUCAUGCCACGAAGAUGCACCAGUGACCUUUGGACAACAGCAACGCCGGCGCCAUGGGCUUUGCCACCUACUAGCAUUUGGCCAAUCCCCAUCCGACGUCGCAGCCACAUUUCGAGCCCCAUCUCAGUUCGAAUGCAAUGUUGAACCCGGUCAAGAACGAGAUGAUGCUCGACUUUACGUGCUAGCUGAGAGACGAGAUCCACAACCGAACCCUGUAUGCCAAACACAUCGGACUCCAGAGAGCAAUUUGAGGGCAGGAAUGUGGCGGGCGACGAGGAGGGAGGCAGCUAGGAGCCUAAGAGCUGGCGUUGCUGUUUUAUUCAAAGUUUAAACCGUUGGCUCACCCCAACAAGAGUGUCGAAAUGUUCUUUAAUGAAGUACAGUUAGUUGAUAAGUCCGUUCUUGAAGUAACCCUAUAUAAAAGCAAAAGCAAAAGCAAAAGCAAAGGCAAACAAAUGUAAAUCACCCAGUUUAUUAUGGCUUGGUGCAGUAGAUGCGUGCAGUUGCAGAGUUAGCUGCAUGAAACUUUAAUGUAAACAAUAUAUGAAAACUGGGAGAGGAAGAAGAAGAAGAGGUCGAAGGAGCAGUAGAAUGAUGCACAUUGAAUAUUUGAAAA